ACUGCUUAAAAAAAUAGAUUUAUUACCGACGAAACUGUAACUAUAGAACGCACGGAAUCACCUGAUUUGGCGACAAAAUUAGGGUCAAAUCGAACCAACAGAAAAACACUUUUCUUUUUCUAGUUCUGUCAGAAUUUCUCAACCGUAGUCAAAACAAAAUCUUGUAACUUUCCCACUAACCAAAACCCAAAGCAUUAAUCAAAUUUUUAUUUUCAAAGAAAGUCAAAAGAAAAGAAGCCCGCGCAAGAGAGAGUGGGAAUAGAUGGGUCGGCCUCCGAGUAAUGGCGGCCCUGCCUUUCGUUUCACAACAACUGAGGUUGAGGAGAUGGACACUGUUCUCCAAGAGCACCAUAAUCAAAUGCCAGUUCGGGAGAUCCUUGUAAGUCUUGCUGAGAAGUUCAGUGAGUCAGCAGAUCGGAAAGGGAAGAUAGUUGUGCAAUUUAAGCAAGUGUGGAAUUGGUUCCAAAAUAGGCGCUAUGCAAUAAGGGCAAAAUCAAGUAAGGUUCCUGGGAAGUUGAAUAUUACAUCUAUGCCUCGGGAUGAUUCAGUUCCUGUGAGAAAUGUGCCUCAACCUGUUGCUGCUCCCAUGCCUCCCCCUAUGACUGCUCCAAUUUCUGCUGCUAUGCCUGCUUCUACUGUUCCGGGUGCAGGAAGGCAUAUGUCAGAAUCUUAUAUGGAAUUCGAAGCUAAAUCUUCAAGGGAUGGUGCUUGGUAUGAUGUUGCAACUUUUUUGGCCCAUAGAUAUUUGGAGAUGGGUGAUCCGGAAGUAGAGGUUCGGUUUGCUGGUUUUGGACCAGAGGAGGAUGAGUGGGUUAACAUUCGCAAACAUGUCAGGCAACGGUCCCUCCCAUGUGAAGCAUCUGAGUGUGUUGCAGUUCUUCCCGGAGACCUUAUACUUUGUUUUCAGGUGGAUAUCCGUAAAAAUUGCAAAUCAAUGAUAACCUGCAAGCAAUCCUUAAGAGUAUAUAUUUCUUUAAUCAAACCUUUUCUUAGAUUUAAUUUUCUCAAUGCUCUCAAAAUUUUCAGGAAGGUAAAGAUCAGGCUCUUUACUUUGAUGCCCAUGCCCUUGAUGCGCAAAGGCGGAGGCAUGAUGUACGAGGUUGUCGUUGUAGAUUUUUGGUGCGCUAUGAUCAUGAUCAAUCCGAGGAAAUUGUACCUUUAAGGAAGAUUUGCCG
This is a messenger RNA of Durio zibethinus, 1175 nucleotides long. NCBI's taxonomy places the organism in Eukaryota, Viridiplantae, Streptophyta, Magnoliopsida, Malvales, Malvaceae. The record is from RefSeq and is a predicted model, not a curated record.